GAGCAUCUACCUCAAACCACGCUUGAACUGCACGGAAACCAACAAAUCGGAUCCGCUGUUAUUCCCGUCGGCAUUAAGAACUCAGCCGCAAUGUGUACCCUGUUGAUGCAUAACUACACAUGUGGCUGCAAGAGAGAAGGGCAGUACAUCCAAAGCGCAGAGCGCCACGGCAGCAACGUCAAGUGUGAUUCAAUCAACAAAGAACAGAUGCCACCUUCCUUGCACAUGUGUAUUCAGCACAUGAUCAAGCCUGGCAAAGCUGAGAUGCACCGUCCAGUGGAGCGUACCGGUUGAACGCGAGGGGUUUGGAAGUUGCGAGGGGACGCAGGAUGAGCAGCGGAAAUGGAGGUGAUGCGAGGGCAUCGAUGUUGACGGAGUGCGAUUGGG
Messenger RNA from Aureobasidium subglaciale EXF-2481, 387 nucleotides. RefSeq lists its product as uncharacterized. The transcript has 2 exons. The record is from RefSeq and is a predicted model, not a curated record. The coding region runs from base 91 to 294 and encodes 67 amino acids. NCBI's taxonomy places the organism in Eukaryota, Fungi, Ascomycota, Dothideomycetes, Dothideales, Saccotheciaceae.